Penicillium odoratum is the source of this 1305-nucleotide messenger RNA. RefSeq names its product protein pex26 (gene pex26). The transcript is spliced from 2 exons. The record is from RefSeq and is a predicted model, not a curated record. NCBI's taxonomy places the organism in Eukaryota, Fungi, Ascomycota, Eurotiomycetes, Eurotiales, Aspergillaceae. Bases 1 to 1305 code for a protein of 434 amino acids.
AUGUCAUCCCACACUCAACUCACCACUGCCACUUCCCCCACGAAGCUCUGCUCUCGCACCUACAAGACAGCUUCCCAGCUAUUCCUCACACGACGUCUACCAGAGUCUCUUGCAAACCUCCAGCCCAUUUUAACAGUCCCAUCAUCCCCUGAAGACUCGCAAAUCAAUGGCGACCACUCCACAGCUGUCGCGCCGAUCGCCACCGCCUCCAGCACGUGGAGAAUCAAGGUGUGGAACUUCUACAUUACCCUCCUCAGCGCGAUCGUAGAACUCGGCCCGGAAGAAGGCAAGAAUCAAUUUGGGCAAAAGGAAUGGAAGGAAAUGGCGACACAGGUCCGCGAGGGCGGGAUCUGGGAGAAUGUGGUACAGAUCGGAUACCGAGGUCGGGAGGGCUCCGUGGACGCCGAGGUAGUUUACGUUUUGGCGACAUUAAUUCUGAAUCACUCAUCCUCGCAAGCACUCAACCAACAACGACUUGAAACAUACCUGUCAUCUUACGGACAGCCCAAUCUAGACUUGGCGGACCGACUACAGAAUGCCUCCGGUGACUUUCAACAGCAACGAAUCUCCGCGGCGAGUGGGACAGAUACACCGAAAGAUUUGGCCGCUCGAGUACGAAUUAUUGAAUUAUUCACAUUGCACGUCCUCCCCCGCAAUGGGGAAUGGGAAUACGCACAUGAGUUCAUCAACUUGAGCGAGGUUCUGGAUGAAGAACGCAAAGAAAUAUUCCUACAAACAUUGGAGGGACUUAAGGAAGAAAAAGAGCGAGGGGAAUUGCGCGCUGCAGAAUUGCAGCGUGCUAAAGACGCCGAGCUUGAGCGACAACGGGACGACGAACGCCGAAGAGCUGAGGAGGAAGCUGCUACUGCUGCCCGCCAACAGCAACCGAAUGGUCAUAAGCGCAAUACCAGCGAGGUGGAUUAUGGAAUUGAAAAAGGUAGCCCGCGCAGUGGCUCCAAGGGCAAAGCAUCCAGAUCGGGAGACAAGUCGCCGAGUGGAAAAGCAACGCCACGUACAGCUCUAUCAUCUUCCAACUCCAAGAGUUCCAAGAAACCCGUCAAGGCUGAAUCCCGGGCUAGCCAUGCACGAGCGGUGGCUAUGGGAAUCCGCAAUUUGUUCAAGAAUUUUAUCCAGAACGUUUCUGGGAACCCUAUGUCAUUAGCCCGCACAUUACUCUUCCUGCUGGGUAUCCUGAUGGCGUUUAGCCGGCAAGAUAUACGUGAACGAGUCCGCAGGGUCACAGGAUCUGCAUGGCAGAAAGUGAAGGGUACAGUUGGAAUGGGUGUGAAGGUCAGCUAUAUUUGA